Molecule: messenger RNA, 2187 nt
Organism: Varanus komodoensis (Komodo dragon)
Lineage: Eukaryota; Metazoa; Chordata; Lepidosauria; Squamata; Varanidae
Product: lysophosphatidic acid receptor 6-like
Exons: 1
Coding region: 217-1326 (369 amino acids)
Biological process (GO): G protein-coupled receptor signaling pathway
Cellular component (GO): membrane
Molecular function (GO): oxysterol binding; G protein-coupled receptor activity
Source: RefSeq, a predicted model, not a curated record
UGUGCUUGACAGUUUUGUUCCUCAUCUCGCGCAGGGCAUGAAAGUGCCAAUUCUUGGUCCCAGCCAAGACUGAACGCAGCCCAACCUCUCCGGGAGCCAGCGCGGCUUCGCCUUUGGAACUCAAUUUGCCUUCGUUUUUCCCAAGCUGAUCUGCCGAGCCCCCUCAGAACUCCUGCAGAAGGCGGGGAGCCCAAGGGCAGUUUUUCCAGCUAAGAAAUGGAGAACCAGACUCUCGCUGGCACGUGGCUUAAUUGGACCGCUGCCAACACCAGUGCGCAGUGCCUUCCUCAGGCGGACUUCCAGUACUCCCUCUUCACGGUGGUCUACAGUGCCGUCUUUGUCCUGGGCCUCUUUGAGAACGGGGUGGUCCUGUACCUCCUGACCUGCCGAGCCAAGAAUCCGCCCCGGCCCAACAUCUACCUCGUGAACUUGGCCGUGGUGGACGCCUUGUUUGCGUGUGUUCUGCCCUUCAAGAUCCACUACCACCAAAGCCGCAACGACUGGACCUUUGGUGACGUGGCCUGCAGGAUCACGGGAAGCGUCUAUUUCCUGAACAUUUACCUCAGCAUCGCCUUCUUCACCUGCCUCUGCAUCGACCGGUACGUGGCCGUCUUGCAUCCUUUCGUGUACAUCAGAAUCCAGAAUUUCCAUUACGGGAUCGUGGCCCUGGUCCUCUGGGUGACCGCGCUGGCCACGGCCGGGCCUCUGGUCCUCGGGGGGCCCCUCAGCUCCAGGCAGGGCAACAAAACCGUGUGCUUCGAGAGUUUUACGACGAGCAACUGGACCGGGCGCAUGAUGCCCUACAACACGUGCGCGCUGAUUUUCGGCUUCGUGGUUCCCUUCGUCGUGAUCUUGGUCAGCUACCCCUUGAUCGCCCGGCGCAUCUCCCGCAUCCCCCGCAGCGCCCGCAAGAGGAAGGCGCUGGGGACCAUUUACCUCAUCCUCUUCAUCUGCGUGACCUGCUUCCUCCCGUACCACGUCACCCACCUGCUGCACUUCCUGACGCGGGCCGGGCUCAUCCAGGACUGCCGCUUCGCCACCUUCAUCUACAGGAUGCGCCGCUUCACCUUGGCGCUGAUCAGCCUCAACUGCUGCCUCAACCCGAUUCUGUACUACUUCACCUUGGCCAUCAACUGGCAGCACUGGCGGCUUCGUCUCCGGGCGAGGACGACGACGGUCUACACGAUCUCUGGUGCCCGAGAUGGCAAGAGCCAAGCCCCGAAGAAACCCAUGCCCUGGCGCAGGGAGAGGAGCAACCGGGCAGCAGACGGGGUGAACCUGAUGAGACUCCCCACAGACUCUCCUUUGACUCCGACUGCAGAAUGAAGCCGUCCAGGUCGUACUUUAUGUCUCGAGGAGGGUGUGUUAGCAUUUGGGUUCAUUAAGCUUUUUGAGAUGAGCAGGAGGAGGUUUUGCUGCAAGAGCUAGUGCAGGAUAGAACUGUCAAUCCUAAUUUUCUUUCCAAGCGCCUUUCUAGCUUUAAAGUACCUAACACCUCAGAAUCUGGGUGCUUGAACAAGCCUCUUUCGUAGAAUUUUGCUUCAUCCCACGAAUAGGCAAAAAAAGGGCCCGUGUGUUUAGAUGACACCGUGCAAAUCAUCUAAAUUCUUCUCAAGUCAACUGUUUUCUGUUUCUUACUUUUAGACAGUGGGGCUUACCUUGCCAUACCUCCCAGGUAUUUUAUACAGGCCAGUCUUCCCCAGCCUGCUGCCCUCCCUCCCAGCAUGCAAACAAAAAUUCGGGUUCUCUCCCUGCCUCCUUCCAAAAGGAAAAACUUGCCAAUACGAAGCCUAACAGAUGGGGACUUGGUGUUGGACCAUCUUGAGAAAGUAUUAUUUCAUAAAUCACUGGGAAAAUUCUCAGUGGAAUGCAGUUUAUUUCCAGUUGCGUAGGUCACUGGGCAGAGGCGGUACUAUUAUCUUCAUUUGCUUUUUGGCAAAAAAAAAAAAAUCCAACAGAAGUCUUGCUGCACAUUGCUGGAUAACAUUUCUAUUAUAGCACACAUUUUCAUGGACUGCCGUUCCCUUCAGCAGCUGCAGCGAUCGCUCGGUGAGGGGCACUGUCGUCUGCAAAACCUUGUCGCAUAAGAAACCGAAAUGCUGGAAUACCCCAAAGCGCGUUUGCAGAACAAGAAAUAAAGAAAUGGUGCUGGUGUUGAUUUGGGGCUGAAUGAAGAUGGUGGUUUCU